Messenger RNA from Eupeodes corollae, 546 nucleotides. RefSeq lists its product as uncharacterized. NCBI's taxonomy places the organism in Eukaryota, Metazoa, Arthropoda, Insecta, Diptera, Syrphidae. The record is from RefSeq and is a predicted model, not a curated record. The transcript has 3 exons. The coding region runs from base 1 to 546 and encodes 181 amino acids.
AUGCGACAAGGCGUGCAGCAAAAAAAACAACAAGAGGUGACGUCACAAAGCGAGUCGUCAGACGGUGACAUCGACUACGUCUCCGAAGGUGGAGAGGGGCACUAUAGGUCACCUAAAAAUAAAAAUAAAAAUAGGUUCUCAAGCCUAGCGCCGCCAGAGCAGCCUAAAGAAAGGGAGAUGGAGGUGACUGAAGCCCCCAACGACAACGAAGCCGAUGAAGCGGAGCUGGCACAAGUGCUGCAGGCAAAAAAGCAGCAAAUAGAUGCCUAUGAGGACCAGCUAAAAAAACUGAAGGAAGAAAUGGAGCCCCUUCUCAGUGCACUGAAAGCCAAAAUAGAAGCGCGCCGACAAAAAGAGGCAGCUGAGAAGGAGGAAAAACAGCAGCAACAAAAGCCCGCUACCAAAAUCACUGGGGCGGAGCAAAAAAUGAAGGCUUUACCAGCAGGGACAGGCCCAAUGCCUGAGGGCCCAUCCACCUCGAGUAAGGCCAAGCAGCAGCAACAACAAGAGCUACAAGCAAGGCAGCAGCAGCAGCAGAAACAAUAA